This is a messenger RNA of Patella vulgata (common limpet), 3489 nucleotides long. Its product is annotated as phosphatidylserine lipase ABHD16A. NCBI's taxonomy places the organism in Eukaryota, Metazoa, Mollusca, Gastropoda, Patellidae. The transcript is spliced from 20 exons. The coding region runs from base 21 to 1601 and encodes 526 amino acids. Gene Ontology annotation, biological process: phosphatidylserine catabolic process; monoacylglycerol catabolic process. Gene Ontology annotation, cellular component: endomembrane system. The record is from RefSeq and is a predicted model, not a curated record. Gene Ontology annotation, molecular function: glycerophospholipase activity; monoacylglycerol lipase activity.
GAUUUGUUUGUUGAUCCAACAUGGAGAACGCUUACCGGUGUUUAGUAGGACCUCGUCUCUAUCGUAUCCAUAGACAGGAUGGAGUUGAGGGACAGCAGUAUAUAGCUAAUGUGAUAGAAUCAGGGUCUGAUCGAUGUCUAAAAGUGCUACAGUUUUGCUCUUCAUUGUCUUGCUGGUUUUCUCCAAUACUUCUUCCAAUCCUCUACAGAAAAGGUUUAUUUACCGUGGUUGGAUUAACAACAGCAUCUAAGUUUAUGCUGUCAUUGUCACUGUUUUAUGUUACCGCAUAUUUUGUUAGAGGUAUUGGUAGAUUUACUAAUGGUGAUUAUGCCAGGUUUAUAAGUAUUCUAACUGAAGCUCAAAGAUCAUUAUCACAAGAAAAUAAGAAGUUAUUACGUAGAUAUGAUUGUGAAUUGUCAGCUUGGCCAGUUGAUUUUAGAUGGGAUGAUGGCAGUUCAAGAGAUGAAAAGAAGAAAACUACUGGAAGUAAAAUACAAGUUCCACACACUCCAUUUACCUUUAAAACCAUACCUUAUCACAUACUCAGUUACAUUGCCAUUCAUACAUUUGGUAGAAGAAUGGUUUAUCCUGGAACUACAGCACUUAUGUCGACAUUAGUUGGUGAUACCAUAAAACAAGCUAGAGCUAAAUUAGUAGAAGAAAAAAAUGGUGAAAGAGCUAAGCUACUAACAGAAGAUGAUAAUAUUAUUGAUAGUAUGUUUCUAGAUAGAAGACAAAAUGGUGGCAAUGGUAAAACAUUGGUAGUUUGUUUUGAAGGAAAUGCUGGUUUUUAUGAAAUAGGUUGUAUUGGUACACCCACAGAAUUAGGCUUUUCUGUAUUAGGUUGGAAUCAUCCUGGCUAUGGGGAAAGUACGGGAGUACCAUUUCCAGAUCAAGAACAAAAUGCUGUUGACACAGUUAUGCAAUAUGCUAUACACAAACUAGGAUUUAUACCAGAAAACAUCUGUUUAUUUGCCUGGUCUAUUGGAGGCUACAGUGCAUCCUGGGCAGCAAUGCAAUAUCCAGAUGUCAAACAAGUAAUUUUAGAUGCUACCUUUGAUGAUAUAGUUCCAUUAGCAACAUCCAAGAUGCCAGGGGCAUGGAAGAAUUUGGUGAGCUUCACAUUACGAAAGUAUAUGAAUCUAAAUGUUUCAGAACUGUUAAAUGAGUAUCUUGGACCAAUACUGAUAAUACGUAGAUCUAAAGAUGAAAUCAUAACUACAGAUGUUACACCAGGAUAUCCACCAAAUAUUAGUACUAACAGAGGAAACUUCUUGUUACAGAACUUGUUGAAAAAACGAUAUCCUAAUUUGGUAAAUGAAGCAGCAUCAACUUUAUUAGAUGAAUGGCUGGCUGGAGAAAGUUCCCAUCAAGAGAUAAUGUUUAUGACACAUAAGGUUGAUAGUAAUUAUUGUAAAAGUGUUUUAGAACAGUAUUCGUCUACCUAUCCUAUUAAUAUAGGAGAGAAUUUAAAUCAAGAUCAGAAAAACCAGUUAGUGUUGUAUCUGGCAUCAAAAUACAUGCAGGAUUUUGAUUCAACACAUUGCACACCAUUGCCACCAUUAUACUUCCGUACACCAUGGACACAUAGCCAAUUAUAAUUACUAUGAUUAUAUUCCACAGGUGUUUUCAUUUUAAAAAAUAAGUUUCUAUCUAAUGACUGUUGUUUUGUUUAAAAAGUUUUAUAUCAUCAAUGAAUUAAAAUCAAAUGAAAUUAAUUUAAAUUGCAUAUAACCCUGUAUAUUCAAGAGAAAAAAGUAAUAAUUUUAGAGAACCUGUUUGGUGCAGAAAAAAAAAGUUUAUGUAUUUGUUAGAGUUUAAUCACAUGAAAGAGUACUCGAAUCAACACACACAAAUUGAAAUAGAUAGUUUUAGUGUAGAAUUAUAAAUAAAUUAACUAAUAGUUUGUGUGAAUGUUUUGUUUGUAAUUUAAUGUAUUUUGUUUAACUGUGGAAUAUUGAUUUUAUAUAAACAUCACAGAUCUCAAUUAUUUAUUGAAUGAGUUACAAACUCUUAGUUUAAUGUUAUGUUAUAGAAUCAUGAAUAAUCAUUCUUUUACUGUUGAUAUAGAAUAAUGAAUAAUCAUUCUUUUACUAGUUUGAUAGAAUCAUAAAUUAAAUAUGGAAUCAUGAAUAAUCUGUUUUUGAAAUAGAAUUAUAGAUAAUCAUGUUUUUACUGAUUUGGAACUUGUUUUGGAAAACUGAUUUGUCUGUGAUAUCACCUUGUGUUGAAGAGGAUCUUAAACCAUAAAUAAUAGUUAAUUUAAGAGUUAGAACAAGAGGGAUUAUUUAUUAUUCCCUGCCUUUUGAAGAAAGCAUGGGACUAUUAAAAUGGGUCUGUCACACAUUUGGGGACAUAAUAACUCUCCUAAAUAUUUUGGAAUUUCGGCGGGGGACAUCAGCCUUACUGUUGGGUUGUUUGUUUUAUAUAUUGUAUGUAAAUUUGUACAUUAUUGUCAUUAUUUUAUUAGUUUAUUAAUAAUGUUUUACACUAUUUUGGUAAUGUAAGGUUGGGAAUCAAAUGUUUACUCAGCAUUUAACAUAAUUCAGUUAAUCUCACAAUGUCAGUGUAUUAAUAAUAAUAAUAAUAAAUGUCCAUAAGCAUGUUCAAAGCGCUGACAUUUGUCCAAUACCAUGACUGCAUUAACAGAUUUUUGAGGGCUUAACCAAUUAUAUGCCACUAUUUAACUUGAUUCAUAUCUGUAGAAGCCGAUGUUAAACAACAUAUAGUCUGUCAGUCAGUUAUUUAAUAAUAUAUCAGUAUAGGUAUAAGCAUAGGCGUACUAUCUGGGGGGGGGGGGGGGCUGCCCCCCCCCCCCAUUUUGGGCACCAAAUGCUGGGAAAAUUUGGGCACACAAUUGUACUUUGUAAAAGUUGUAUAAAAAAAUAUUGUGUUCUUGAAUGCAUCCAAUUUAACAGCGAAUUUAAAUUCAGAGUGUCUAUAGUUAGGCAAUUAAAUAGAAAUCUUAAGACUCAAACCCUCUAUUGUUUUGAGUACAGUAAGCCACGAAUUACAGUUACAUAAACAACUGUUUUUAGUUGUGUAUAUUACAAGUAAAUAAAAUUUAGUUCUCUUUUAUUGAUGAUUUAGAAAUUAAGAACUUAUUCAUCGCAAAAGAGAUAUUAUGAUUAUUAUGUAACAUACUAAGAACCUAACAACAUUUUUGGGGCACCAACCACCACCGGCCCCCCCCCCCCCCCAGUCAAAAAAUUCCCCGUACGCCUAUGGGUAUAAGAGCUGUGCUUGUUACCAAAUUACUAUAUUUAAGAGAACUUGUGUGAUAUAACACAAAGAAUACAAAGUAUGACGCUCUGUUGAAAGCAAUUAUGGAUGAGGAAAAAAUAUAGUUCGGAAGAUCUUAAAUAUAGCAUUGACUGUCUAGAUAUAGAGCUUGUAGAAGAUUGUAUUCUUAUAACAGAAUAUAAAUGACCUACAUGAAUAUUUGUUAUGUAUAGAUUCUGAAUUAAAAGAUUUUUUAAGUAAAGAGUU